AUGGCCAUGAGACCUCUAACAUCCAUCUCAGAAGUGAGUAUCGCCAGUGCUGCUGGUGGCCUUCUAUAUUAUUGGAUGUCACACACACUCCAAUACAAAGAUGCUCUGUGUGGUAUAGCUGCAGGCAGCCUUACCUCCACUAUCAUAUUGCUUCAGUUUCUGGUGCAUCCUGCCCGGUGUGUUUUUACUUUGGUAAUACCAACACUGGGCACCAAAGUUGGUCGAAAAUUGCUUCUGACUGGAAUAUGUUUACUCAUUGCAGCGAAUGUCAUCCCAAACAUUGUCCAAAAUAUUAAGCUGAUGCGAGAACUUCCUCAGUGUAUUAUGAGGAGUGCAACAGAAAACAUCUUAAAUUCUACUCCAGUAUUAUCUCAGGCAACGGAUGUUUGGAAAAUCAAGGAACUAAAUCUAAUUUUUCCAAAACAGAGCUUAAACUUAAACCAUCAGAUAGGCCACAGACAUAUUGAAAAUAUUUUGACAGAAGUCAGUCAGAAGAUAAACAGUGAAUUUCACAGUAUACAACUGACCCAUUUAGAGUUUGACAAUGGCUAUCUCACCAGGGACCUGGAAAAACUAGCCAAGAGCAACCCCACCAAUUGUGACACAUUUCUGGCGGCUGCUGGAAUGCGAACGAAAACAACAGGACUGAAACUGUCUCAAAAGGAAAUGAAGAAGUGUCUAGUACACAUGGCAAUGAUCACCGUAUGCCUAGCACUGUCUGCAGCAGUAAUAGCAGAUUAUGGCAUCUUCCAUCUUGUGAGCAGCCUGACAAAGUGGACGGAGAAUGUUCCAUGUUUAUCUGCGUCCCUUGAUGUCAACAUUGUUAUAAAAUGGAACAUUGUUCUGCUGGUGAAGAUUGAUCAAAUGGUAAACGUUACACGGGAAUUUCCUUGGAAUUACACCCUGGUACCAACUGACUGUGUAAGGAAGCCAGUUCCUCCAGAUAUGCAAGUAAUAUUUUUUAUCAGCGCCAUGUACAUUCUUGCUUAUUUUAUGGCAGCGUUGGAUGCUUACGUAGUUCGCAUACGUAGAAAGAUUGCAGCCUCAUUCUUUCAGAAGGAGGAGGAAAGAAUUCGUUAUUUGUACCAGAUGAUUUUAAAGAAAUACAUAAAAGAUGGCAAUGCAGAACUCUUAAGCUCAGCUGAACCCUCUGAAGGAGGUGCCAAAGAGAGAGGGUGGGCUGAACAUGAGGAUGGAGGCUUUCCACAGCAUUUGCAGGGAAAUGGAGGAUCAACUCAACCCGGGGCUGAAUCUGAAACAAUCAAAAUAGUCAGUCAUGAAACAGCGAAUGUGACUUUCUGGAAUUUGGAAGACAGUAAUGAGGAGGAGACCAACCUUAAAAAUUAA
Molecule: messenger RNA, 1347 nt
Organism: Stegostoma tigrinum
Lineage: Eukaryota; Metazoa; Chordata; Chondrichthyes; Orectolobiformes; Stegostomatidae
Product: osteoclast stimulatory transmembrane protein-like
Exons: 4
Coding region: 1-1347 (448 amino acids)
Cellular component (GO): membrane
Source: RefSeq, a predicted model, not a curated record